AAAAAUAUGCACGUUUAAGCAAAAAUGUACAUAUUUUUGGCCGAAAUUAAGCAUUUUCAAGCAUAAAAAUGACUAAAGUGUUCAUGUAAGACAUUCAGAAAAUUCAUUGAAAGACACAUUUUGGUAUGUAAUAUUCAUCACUGGCCACUAGGUGUCAGUAAGGUUACAUUGUGUUACAUGAGAUGUUCAGACAGUAGCCGUCCCCGAAAAAAUACUGGAAGAAGAAGAAAGAAUGAAUGCUCCCAAGGCUCACAUGUGAGUCGAUAUUAUCUCUUCUAUUCUCUACUGUAAUGUCAACUAUAUUGGGUUAUCCGAGUGUAAAGGUGACUACGGUGUUAUUUAAUGUCUAGAGGGCUCAGAUAGUGUUCAAACUUGUAAAUAGGUUUUCUCUGCUAAGUACGAAAAUAUUCCGUUUAUGAAUAAGAAAUCCUACUUUAUGGAAAUUCACAUAUCACGGUUGGGUUUAGAACCAAUAAACCACGAUAAAGGAGGGAUGACUUGUCCCCCGCGACCAUAAGCGGCAUAGAAAAUGGAUGGACUUGUCGUCCCUUAGGAAGAACAAUAAAACUGCAAGCGGUGUUGAACGGGCCCGCGCACAAGUCCAGUAUGAGUUUCCACCAGUAUGACGCAGCUUAAGGCCUCCAAAAAAUGCGAAUAAGCAUGGACAAUAUUACACAUUUGGAGACGAUCAGACAAUGUAGGAAGUAGUUAAAAACAGUAGGGAGCAACUCAGAAGUCAAUGCGUACACGGCCACGUGCCGGGUGGUGACCUAAAACAUCACAUUUGGAGAGGAUCUGGAGGGUACUUAUGGCAAAUAUAAUAUUCCAUCAGUCGGGGCGACACUGCAGUCAAAUUGGUUUUGAGGUCAAAUGUUGCCAUAAGCCACAACACAAUACAACAUUUGGAGACAUGGGAGUGGCAGUUAAAGGGGCCAGCCACACUCAAACGUUUUCAGGUCAAAAUGCCAAAAUAUUUUAACGUUUCAGCAUCUCAUCCACACGGGAAUGGCAUCUGGGUGACCUGAAACGGUAUUUUUUGAAAACUGCUUCCAGGGUGGAAAAAUCUGAAAACGCCAGCUGUUGUUGCCGCUCUAAACGCAAGCGAUGACGUCACCGACUCGCUGCCACCUCGUCGCUGUCACGUGACCAGAAGGGAGCUGAGUGAACAAGCCAAUGUGAAUAUUUCCACAAUGACUCACCACAGUCGACAUUCUCCUAAUACUUUUUUGUAGUCCUACACAGUGUUCCCUCGCUACAUCGUGGUUCACCUUUCGCUGAUUUCUUUUUUUAAGUACGAUUAAGUGCACAUUAUUUUUAACAGCUUGUGAACGUGCAUUGUGUUCUGCGUCCUUGUGGUGUAUUAGAGCGCUCUGGUGUCUGUUAGUGUACUUACUACUGCUACCAGUAGAGGGUGUUAUAUACUCACGUGAGAGUUGAAGACUUGCAGCCUCACCUAGUCUCAGUAUGUUGAGGAGCAUGUUAGGAACCCACAGUAGGCAAUAGCCGGCUAAAUAUAGCGCCACAACAGUCCUUAUUGGCUUAGGGAGAACUCACCCAUUGUGUUCUGCGUACUGAUUGGCUGUAGACCAUUGUCAAUCAAUCUCCUUGUGCCGUUUCCUGUUGUGGUCAGUAGCCACUAGCUAACUGUGUGAGCUGCUUGCUAACUGCCAAUAAACAAUAGAAGAAGAAGCAGCAGCAGCUAACCGGCUAAAUGAAUCCUCGGUUCGAGGAGGGGGACGACGGCCGGAGCAAUAUGUUUUAACAAGGAUACAAAACCCCUACGGACCAGCGCCAGGACGAGGCACAGCGAGAGGAGUUAAUACGCGUGAGUCACUUCAUAAUUUCUUGUGUCCGACCAAGUAGAUGGAUCAUUAAAAUUCAAACAAAAUUUGAACUUUAAGAGUGUUUAAACAAGAGAGAAACGUGACAAAAUGAUCAUGUCUGUCUGAGAAAAGUGUAUCAAGUGUAUCAGGAGUUUUACAGCCUUAAAACACAUAUAAUAAUUGUAAACAAAUAAGUUGGCUACUUCGCGGAUUGCACUUAUUACGGGCUACUUUGGGAACCUAUCCCUGGCGAUAAACAAGGGAACAAAGUAUUCCAUAAUGACUCCCACAAGUAAUUCCACUUCUCGUAUUUUUCCACCAGGAGGUGUCAAUUUCAUAAUAAUCAGCACAGUUGGGAAGCUUAAUGUGUCAUUCCAAGUACAGGUUUAUGGAAGUAACUAUUAUAAGCUAGUGCAACGUAACCACAAUUACCAUGUAAAGACAAACUGAAACUUGAUUUUCUCCUUGCAGUACAGCACACACACGCCCAAUACAUACUUACUAGGAUUCUAACACAGUAUUUACUGUCAGCCUGAACAUAUUAUCCCUAAAUUACUUUGUAGCUUUCAUCAACAGUAAAGAGGUGGUCCUCUAUUUACGGCAUUCCAUGUUACGACGUUUGGUGGUCACGAACUCACUCUUGGUCCGGAACCACGAGACUCACUCAUGAGCACAGUCGCACGAAUACGCGGCUCAAGCACAGCAGCAGAGCGCGGAAGGGGAACCAUAGACAUAGACAAUAGACAAACCCACAUGGAGUGGGUUUGUCCACUGCUGCUAUAUGUCAGCGCUGCCGCCAUAUUGGAUGGGUCAAGUCUGCUCUGUAAAUGAAUACAAGUCAAUGUACUUACCUUCAUAAAUUGUUUGUUUUUGUUUUUGUACAAAGUGAUGGUGGUUGUUUUUGGUGUCUAACUGUUUCCCAAGUAUAUUAGUACGUGUGUGAGUGUACAAACGAGAGGAAUGAACUGAAAUGUCUUUGUAGAAAGGCGCUUUAUGAAAGUAAGUGCAUUUACAGUGCAGCCUUGACACAUCCAUCUCUCCAUGUCUGUGGGAGAAGCGCCCACAAAUAUUGGUCUCAACACUGGACUGUCGCGGCCGUCAUUGAGGAUAAAGAUGGUAUUGUCAUGUCUAAUGUGUAAUGUUGUAAGAAAGUCGAGGAGAUAGUCAAUGUAUGUCUGGCAUCGUCAAUUAAAAGGAACUCUCAGCUAAGCUUGUGACUGGAUGGUACUAGAUUGUGCGGGUGUACCUAAUGAAGUGGCCUAUCUUACAUGCCGGUACAGGUGUCUCUGCAAAGACCACUUUAAGGCCUGUCAACAGCACCGUUCCCUUUUUUUAGUAAUUUUUUUUGGACAAUCACAUGUGCUUUUGCCUUUUAAAGUGAAACAAACAAGCAGGUGAGUGUGAACACGCACUUCCUGUUUGGCACGUUCUGCCAGGUGCGUCCCACCGUGAGCAGGAGGGGGAUUCACAACCAAUCCUGCUGCCUGGGUGGGGGAGGGACUCCGUAUCAAGUGUACCAGGAGGGGCAGGAAUGACACUUCACCUUCUUCCUUUGGCGGUGUGUGUGUGUGUGUGUGUGUGUGUGCGUGUGUGUGAAGGACAGUUAGUUCCAGCAGAGCCCUGAAUGCAUGUUUACUCAAUAACCUCUGGCUCAACCUGUCUGGUCGGUGUGUGCUGGCUGGCUGUGCACUGCGCAGGUAUGAGCACAUACUCAGCAAGCACCUGAGAGAGCGAGGCCGCCGCAAGGUAGACACACGUCUAAAAAGCGCACGAGAGGAGGUGGGAUCACCAUUUGGCACGGACCUGUCAGCAGAAUGUAAAGUGACCCGAAGGAGAUUCUUCUGUGCUCUUCAACCAAUGGACCUGAGAUGCUAACGUUGCACUUUAGGCUCUGGGAUGUCUACGAUGUCGCUGUGCUUCUCAGCUUCACACUCUGCAUGUGUCACAUAGCCGGGACCGUCUCCAUCCAGUCCGACCAGCACAGCCUCACCAGAUCCGUGCAGGAGGACGCGUUCUUCUCCGUGAACGUGACCUGCAGUGACAUUCCCACCUUCCGCUGGACCUUCAUGUCCAGCUCGGUGAGCCGCACCAUCGGCACCUGGCAGCCGGGGGUGUUCACCAACAUCACGGAGGAUUACAGCAGCAGGGUGCGGGCCCACCGCAACGGCUCCAUGAGCCUGUCAGACCUGCGGCUGCAGGACGCCGGGUAUUACGUGCUCACGGUGACGGAUGUGUCGGGCAACAGCAAGGAUGCAGGAUUUGUCCUCAAAGUCAACGAGGUGCUUUUCGAGGACAUACAGUAUCUGUCGGUGUCAGCCGCGGCGCUGGGCUGCUUGACGGGCCUCCUCAUGCUAAGCGUGUGGCUCAUGAACAAGGCCUAUAAGAAGAUAGCGGCAUGGAGACGCAGGAAGCAGAUGCCCGAAAAUGACGCAACAGAGCUGCAGCCUCUUUGACACAUUUUCCUUUUGUUUGGAAACCUGUCAGGACUAUUUUUAAUGUGGCCACAAGGAGCAGGAAGGACUGUUCAAAAUGGAUGUUUACAUACAAGACAACUCACACGAGGAGGACGUGAUGAUCACACUGCAAUUUUUGAUACUGUACUUGAUAUUUUUGUAUACUGAAUAUGAACUGUAUUUAUUGCCAAUGCAUUGUGAUGGUUUUGAAUAAUGGCCUGCUCAUGAGGUCAGCUUCUCAUUUGUUUUAUAUAUUCCCAACACACAUAUACAUUAGUCAUGUGAUCAACAUGCAUGCUGUCCAACAGGAGGAGGGGUUACAGUAAAACAGUAGCACAAGCAAACUAUGCUCUUUAUUUUCUAUCAAAGUGUAAAAACACGAGCGAGUGAGCAUGAACCUGUAGAACUCUUGUAAAAGUCCUCAAGAAUAAAAAGGGGCAUGGAUUUUUGUAACAUGA
This is a messenger RNA of Dunckerocampus dactyliophorus (ringed pipefish), 4734 nucleotides long. Its product is annotated as V-set and transmembrane domain-containing protein 5. The record is from RefSeq and is a predicted model, not a curated record. The transcript has 4 exons. Gene Ontology annotation, biological process: filopodium assembly; positive regulation of excitatory synapse assembly. The coding region runs from base 3692 to 4276 and encodes 194 amino acids. Lineage: Eukaryota; Metazoa; Chordata; Actinopteri; Syngnathiformes; Syngnathidae. Gene Ontology annotation, cellular component: plasma membrane; axon; dendrite.